This is a messenger RNA of Anthonomus grandis grandis, 544 nucleotides long. RefSeq lists its product as uncharacterized. The transcript is spliced from 2 exons. NCBI's taxonomy places the organism in Eukaryota, Metazoa, Arthropoda, Insecta, Coleoptera, Curculionidae. The coding region runs from base 61 to 495 and encodes 144 amino acids. The record is from RefSeq and is a predicted model, not a curated record.
UCUAUGCAGUAAUUUAAAAAAAAUACAUAAAUUUAGCUUUUGAAUUAAACGUGUAAUUUUAUGACUUUCAGUGCCAAGUUAUGGCUGGCAGCUUGCUAUAGAACAGACUUGUUUUCGAUACCUAGAGAACAACUAACCAGGAACUAUAAGCUCUGUGAGUACCAUUUUGAUGAGAAGUUUUAUAGUGCAGGGCCCUCAAGAAAGCGUUUGUUACCUAACGCGUUACCAACAUUAUUUCCUAAUCCCACAAAAAGGACUUGUGAAGGUGAACAGCUUGAGGAAAGACCGCCAAAAAAAGUCUCAAAGGAAAAGGACAUAAAAAUUCUAUCAGAUAUUUUAAUACAGCCUGCAAUUAUGAAACCAGCAACGUUGGCCCAGCAAAGUAUUGCCGAAAAAAAUUCUCCUUAUGACAGAACUAAGACGCCUGAAAAACACCCAUUAUUGGAUAUUUUUUCUGGUAAGAUUCUCUUCUUUCAGUUUAGUAGGUUGGAAUAAGUUUUCAGUAAGAAUGGAUUAUUCUUCAGAAAACCCUAAUUAGUUUUAU